AAGCCCUACAUGUACACGCAAGGCCAGGCCGUCCUCAACAGGUCCUUCUUCCCCGGCUUCGACACCCCGUCGGUCAAAUGCACGUAUUCGGCCACCGUGAAGGUCCCUGAGGGUUUCACGGCUGUGAUGAGUGCCACAAGCUGGGAGAAGCAGAAGGAUAACACCUUCGUCUUCAAGAUGUCCCAACCAAUCCCAUCAUACCUGAUCGCUCUGGCUGUCGGGGACAUUGUGUCUGCUGAUGUUGGCCCAAGGAGCCGUGUCUGGGCUGAGCCAUGCCUGAUCGAGGCUGCAAAGAAGGAGUAUGAUGGGGUGAUUGAGGAGUUCCUGGCAGUUGGAGAGAAGCUCUUUGGACUUUCCGUUUGGGGCAGGUACGACAUCCUGUUCAUGCCGCCCUCUUUCCCCUUCGGCGGGAUGGAGAAUCCCUGCCUCACCUUUGUGACUCCCUGCUUGCUGGCUGGGGACCGAUCCCUGGUGGACGUCAUCAUCCACGAGAUCUCCCACAGCUGGUUUGGCAACCUGGUCACCAACGCCACGUGGGGCGAGUUUUGGCUGAACGAGGGCUUCACCAUGUACGCCCAGAGGCGCAUUUCCACUGAGGUCUACGGUUUGGCAUACACCUGCCUGGAGGCUGCGACGGGAAGGGCCCUCCUGCUCCUCCUGCGCCAGCACAUGGCCAACACGGGGGAGGACCAUCCGCUCAACAAGCUGCGGGUGGUCAUCGAGCCAGGUGUCAAUCCGGACGACACGUACAAUGAAACGCCCUACGAGAAGGGGUACUGCUUCGUGAGCUACUUGGCCCAUCUCGUGGGGGACCAGAGCAAGUUCGAUGCCUUCCUCCAGGCCUAUGUGAACCGGUUCAAGUUCCAGAGCAUCACAGCGGACGACGCCCUUGGUUUCUUCCUGGAAUACUUCCCGGAGCUGAAGGAGAAAGGCGUGGACUCCAUCCCAGGCUUUGAGUUUGACCGCUGGCUGAACACACCGGGCUGGCCCCCCUACCUGCCCGACCUCUCUCCGGGGGAGCAGCUGAUGAAGCCGGCAGAUGAGCUGGCAGAACUCUGGGCAGCCGAUGGCUUGAACAUGGAGGCGAUCGAAGCCGUGGACAUCACAGCCUGGAGGACGUACCAGCUGGUCUACUUGCUGGAUCAGGUCCUGCAGAAAUCCCCCCUGCCAGAAGGCAACGUGGAGAGGCUGAGCAAGAUGUACCCGAAGAUCUCCAAGGCCCAGAACGCUGAGCUGCGACUCCGCUGGUGCCAGAUUGUCCUCAAGAACAACCUCGAGGCUGAGUACAGCAAGGUCAAGGACUUCCUCCACAGCCAGGGAAAGCAGAAGUACACCCUGCCCCUCUACCGCGCCAUGUGGGGCGGGUCGGAGUCAGCCCGGGCCCUGGCCAUGGAGACCUUCUCGGCCACGGCCCCCCAGCUCCAUGUCAACGUCCAGAACUACGUCAAGAAGAUCCUGGGCUUGGAGGUAGCAGAGGACUAG
Fulmarus glacialis (Northern fulmar) is the source of this 1482-nucleotide messenger RNA. RefSeq names its product arginyl aminopeptidase (aminopeptidase B) (gene RNPEP). The record is from RefSeq and is a predicted model, not a curated record. Gene Ontology annotation, biological process: proteolysis. Gene Ontology annotation, molecular function: zinc ion binding; metalloaminopeptidase activity. NCBI's taxonomy places the organism in Eukaryota, Metazoa, Chordata, Aves, Procellariiformes, Procellariidae.